This is a messenger RNA of Drosophila mauritiana, 416 nucleotides long. RefSeq lists its product as uncharacterized. NCBI's taxonomy places the organism in Eukaryota, Metazoa, Arthropoda, Insecta, Diptera, Drosophilidae. The record is from RefSeq and is a predicted model, not a curated record. The coding region runs from base 19 to 351 and encodes 110 amino acids. The transcript has 2 exons.
GCUGGCAUCACUAAGUCCAUGGAUUUCGACCACGCUAUUGGGUACCAGUGCGAGACGAGGAAACUGCGACUUCUGGUCAAGUUUUUCUCUCCAGAUUUGUUGCAGCAGGAUUUUGGCGAGGCAGAUAAGACCAAGAGAGUAAUUGCAGACAGGACCAAGCGCUUGCUGGAUUUUAGAACUGCUUUUAAGGGCGAUGUGGAGAAUAACAGAAUAUCCGAGAUUGAAUCCCAGGCGAUACCCAAAGUUUUGGUAAUGUCGCUGCCAUCAUCAAAUUUGAGAAAGGAAUCCUUUUCUGAAUCGGAAUCUGCUUCAAAGUAUCAGGAUCAUUUUAGCACAAUUUUCUUAAUUUAAAAUUACCUUUAUCCAGUAAUCCUAUGGUCUGUCGCAUCUCCAAGACUUCUUCGGUUGAGUUACCU